Molecule: messenger RNA, 2979 nt
Organism: Arachis stenosperma
Lineage: Eukaryota; Viridiplantae; Streptophyta; Magnoliopsida; Fabales; Fabaceae
Product: EIN3-binding F-box protein 1-like
Exons: 2
Coding region: 322-2232 (636 amino acids)
Biological process (GO): SCF-dependent proteasomal ubiquitin-dependent protein catabolic process
Cellular component (GO): SCF ubiquitin ligase complex
Molecular function (GO): protein binding
Source: RefSeq, a predicted model, not a curated record
GACACCUAUCUUUCCCUCUUUUUUCCAAAUAUAAUAACCUUUUCAUAACAUUUGCAGCACACACAUCUCAUAUAUAUAUAACAUUCAUUCCCCCACUUCUCAAAACUCAACCUUUUCUUCAUCAAACCAUUCCAAAUCUUCUUCCUUUUUUGCCCUGCUUCGUGGGGUUCCUCCCUCUCAAAUGCUAUUGAACCUUCUUCACAUUCUCAUUCUCAUCUGCUUCUUCUUCUUCUGUGUCUUUGCUGCUGCUGUUUCUUCUGAUUCUGGGCUGUUUUGCUUUCACUUUCUGCUGCUGUCACUUGGAUUCUUCUGCUUUUCGACAUGCCUACCCUUGUUAAUUACAGUGGCGAUGAUGAACUCUAUCCUGGGAGUUCCUUUGGUCCCAUGGAUUUGGGUAGAUUGUACACUAUCGGUUCCAAUGUGGAUGUGUACUACCCUCCUAACAAGCGAGCUCGGAUCAGUGCCCCCUUUAUCUUUAACAACCAUGAGCAUGAGAAAGAUCAAAAGCCUAGUGUUGACACCCUUCCUGAUGAGUGUCUCUUCGAGAUAUUCAGACGGCUCCCUAGUGCCAAAGAGAGAAGCUCAUGUGCUUGUGUUUCUAAAAAAUGGCUUAUGCUUAUGAGCAGUAUCUGCAAGGCCGAAAUCGAGAGGCCUGCUUCUUCAGAUGUUGAAAUGAUCUCUUCAGAUGAGGAUCAAGAUGGGUACCUUACAAGGUGUUUGGAAGGGAAGAAAGCUACUGAUGUAAGGCUUGCUGCAAUUGCUGUUGGGACUAGUGGCCGUGGGGGACUUGGGAAGCUCUCUAUUAGGGGAAGCAACUCGGUGCGCGGUGUCACGAAUCUUGGCCUCUUGGCAGUUGCUCACGGUUGCCCUUCUCUAAGAUCACUUUCUCUGUGGAAUGUAUCAUCUGUUGGUGAUGAAGGUCUAGCUGAAAUAGCAAAGGGAUGCCAUCUAUUAGAGAAGCUUGACUUGUGCUUAUCUUCCUCAAUCAGCAACAAGGGUUUGAUUGCAAUAGCUGAAGGAUGCCCGAACUUGACAACCUUAAACAUUGAAUCUUGCUCGAAGAUUGGUAAUGAAGGCUUGCAAGCAAUUGCAAGGUGUUGCCCCAAGUUACAGUCAAUCUCUAUUAAGGAUUGUCCUCUUGUUGGGGAUCAUGGAGUAUCUAGUCUGUUAUCAUCGGCUUCUGAGCUAUCAAGGGUAAAACUUCAGGCCCUGAACAUCACCGAUUUUUCUCUGGCUGUUGUUGGACAUUAUGGAAAGGCAAUCACAAAUUUGGUUCUAUGUGGUCUCCGAAAUAUCAGUGAAAGGGGCUUUUGGGUCAUGGGUGUUGCUCAAGGUCUGCAGAAGUUGGUUUCAUUAACCAUCACUUCUUGCCGAGGGGUAACCGAUGCAAGCAUCGAAGCUUUGGGCAAGGGUUGUUCCAAUUUGAAACAGAUGUGCCUUCGCAAGUGUUGCUUUGUAUCUGACAGUGGACUUAUAGCAUUCGGCAAGGCUGCAGGGUCUCUUGAGAGCUUGCAGUUAGAGGAGUGUAACCGGGUUACCCAGUCUGGGAUCAUUGGUGCCCUUUCAAACAUCAAACCAAAGUUGAAAUCUCUCACCCUUGUGAAGUGCAUGGGAAUCAAGGAUAUUGAUGUGGAAGUAUCCAUGCUAUCUCCUUGCAAGUCUCUUCGGUCGUUAACUAUUCAAAACUGCCCCGGUUUCAGUAGUGCUAGCCUCGCCAUGGUUGGAAAAUUGUGUCCCCAAAUUCAGCAUGUUGAUCUAACUGGACUUUAUGGCAUAACAGAUGCUGGCCUUCUCCCUCUAUUGGAGAACUGUGAGGCAGGACUAGUCAAGGUGAACCUUACCGGCUGCUGGAACUUGACAGAUAGCAUUGUUUCAGCCUUGGCUAAGCUACAUGGUGGAACCCUUGAGUUAUUAAAUCUCGAUGGAUGCUGGAAAAUCACCGAUGCAAGCUUGGUUGCGAUUGCAGACAACUGCCUGUUGCUCAACGACCUAGACGUGUCGAAGUGUGCCAUCACUGACGCAGGUGUAUCCAUUCUAUCUCAUGCCACGCAGCUUAGUUUACAAAUUCUUUCUUUGUCUGGCUGUUCUGAUGUGUCAAACAAGAGUGUGCCUUUCCUGAAAAAGUUGGGCCAAACCUUGUUGGGUUUGAAUCUUCAACACUGCAGUUCAAUUGGCAGCAGCACAAUUGAUUUGCUAGUGGAGAAUCUGUGGAGAUGUGAUAUUCUGUCUUAAUCAAUCAUAAUAGAAGUAUAUAAACUCAGGAAAGGAACUAGAGUUGAAGAAAAUGGAACUGGAAAUUGGAGGACUCUACACUACACUACACUACACUACACUACAUGAUGAUGCAUUGAGCUAUAUAAUAAAGAACUCAACAAGGGGUAACAUUCAGCAUACUUUUUGGGCUGAUAUGCACCUAUCAAUGGUGGAUUGGUGGUGGUUUGUUGGCUUAGUUGUUUUCCAGGGAACUUUGGCAUGUACCUUACACAACCCCUUUUUUUUGCAAGCAUGAUUCACACAUAAAUAUGCUUGUUACAACCCUUUUUUGGCCUCGGCUAAGUGCAGGCCACUCACUUUUACUGCUAUGUUCCCCUGAGAAUACAGUUACUAAGUCUUUUUGGUUAAUGGUUUCCACUGCUUGAUGGUGCAUUGCUUAUAGUCCCUCUGGAUGUUAUGUACCUUGUGUUUGAGCUUCUGUCGCACAUUACUAUGAUGUUGGCUAGACUUAAGCUUUGUUUCUUUUUGUCUUGUCGCUCUGGUUGUUUAGUUCAAUCCUAAGGGUAGAUGUCUCAUAUUCCAGGGCUUUGGUGUGACAGGGCAUUCAUUUGUUCUGCCACAACAAUCCAAGUUUUGGGUUGUUUUUUUUCUUGUUCUUUUUAUAGUCCAGUCCUUGUUCUUGUAGGCUUCUCUUGCUUAUGAAUUGUACUCAGCAAACUACUUGGUUUAUCUUUCAUAAUAAUGCAAUCUCCAGUUUCCAGGAUA